Trifolium pratense (red clover) is the source of this 1961-nucleotide messenger RNA. RefSeq names its product probable nucleoredoxin 3. The coding region runs from base 490 to 1668 and encodes 392 amino acids. The transcript has 4 exons. NCBI's taxonomy places the organism in Eukaryota, Viridiplantae, Streptophyta, Magnoliopsida, Fabales, Fabaceae. The record is from RefSeq and is a predicted model, not a curated record.
UUUUUCAAGUGAUUGAUUGAGUUAUGCUAUACAUUACAAUCAUGUAAUUAACACUUGGUCCCACCUAAUAUGUUUUACACAUGCAUAUGUAUUAUAUUUCUAGCACCUUAUUAAGACAUCAUCAUCAUAAACACAUGUAUCAAUCAACCAUAUUUUCCUAAGAUAUUAAACCAUUGAAAGAUUUCAUUAAAAAUAUUAUGUGGUUUACAUAUUUUGUUUUGUUGUUCUAUUAUGAAAUACUUCUAAGCAAGCAAAAAUUUGGCUGAAGAAGCAUCCUACUUAGUACAUAGGAAUAUCCUCCCAUAUUACGUGUUCAUAAUAAACUCUUUAUAUUCUUUUAUUCACAUUUUUUAAUUUCCUCAGCUUUUUUUUUGAAAAAAGUGAAAGAUUCUCUUGCAAGAUUCCCUUACAAAAGUAUUCAACAAGUGUGAAGGUUUCAAGAAAGCUUGUAAAGAAGAGAGGACUGCAUCUUUUUUCUGAGAGGUUCCUAUGGCAGGGUUAAAUUUUGAAGCUGAAUAUGUUGAUAGCUUUGAUCUUCUGAAGGUUUUUGCAGCUGAAGGUGUUGAGUUCCUUUUAUCUUCUGAAGGCAAGGUACCCUUGUCUGAUUGCAAUGGGAAAAUCAUCUGCCUGUUUUUCUCUGCCAACUGGUGUAGGCCUUGCAGACUUUUCAUUCCUCAUUUGGUUGAUCUUUAUGAAACACUGCGAAAGAGGGGGAUAAAUAUAGAGAUCAUAUUCAUCUCUUUUGACCAUGACGAGGAUGGAUUUAAAGAACACAUCAAGAGUAUGCCGUGGCUAGCCGUCCCAUUUGAUGCAAAUUUGCAUAGAAGACUGAUUGAUAGAUAUCGGGUUGAUCGAAUCCCGUCAUUCAUUCCAUUUUGUUCUGAUGCCUUAACUGUUGAUGAAAACAUGAUUGAGUGGAUUGAGGAUUAUGGUGCUGAUGCAUUUCCUUUCACAAGGAAGAGACGUGAGGAAUUGAAAGCCAUAGAUAAAAGUAAACGCGAAGAAGUAAAUUUGGAAGAAUUAUUGACACAUGAAGAGCGCAACUUUCUCAUUUCUGGAGAUGAUAGAAAGGUGCUUGUAUCUGAACUAGCCGGGAAAACGAUAGGCCUAUUUUUCGGUGCCUACUGGUCUCCUCCAUGUCGCGCCUUCACCGUUCAACUUGCAGAUGUGUACAACAAUCUCAAGGACGCAAAAGGACACUGCUUUGAGAUUGUUUUAGUUUCAACAGAUAAGGAUCUCAGAGAAUUCAAUGUCAACAGAACUAGUAUGCCUUGGCUUUCUAUCCCAUAUGAAGACAGAACAAGACAUGACCUGUGUAGAAUCUUUGAUAUAAAGAAAAUUCCAGCUUUGGUUUUUAUUGGACCGGAUGGCAAAGUCAUUAGUCUGGAUGGAAAAUUUAUGGUCUCCUCAUAUGGCGCAGAAGCUUUUCCAUUUACAGAAUCGAGGAUUAGAGAUUUAGAAGCGGCUCUGAGAAAGGAAGGAGAUGCGUUGCCUCAACAGGUUGUGGAUGUCAAGCAUGAACAUGUACUUAAAUUGGAUAGGGCUAAAGCAUAUGUAUGUGAUGCUUGUAAGAAACAAGGCAAGUUCUGGGCAUUCUCUUGUGAUGUCUGUGACUAUGAUCUUCAUCCAAGUUGUCUAGAGAAGGUCAACAAUGACCAAAAUUGGUAGAGAAUAUAAUCAUACAAAAUUGCAACUACUUAUAUUGACAAGCUACUUUUGUACUAAUGAACUUAAAAUGUCAAACAUAAGAUCUUUAUAAACUACAUAUCUUCUUAUCAGUAUGUUGUUAAAACCUGUUAUUUGAAGGGCAAGUUUUUCUACUUUUGUAAGGUAAAGGUAUUGGUAGGAUACUCUAUUAGUUAAGAAAAUUUAGGUAAAGCCCUUCCUUUAAAAGGUAUAUGGCAUACAUAUAGAGCAUGCUUGUAUAAUAUUUUAAUUUAAUAUACUGUGUCCUUUAGCAA